AUGAUUGUAGCCGCCGCCAAUUCUCAUAAUCCUACUCUAGUUGGUGCUUUGACCAGGCUUCAGAGGUGUGCAUUCAGUAGAAGCCGGGAGAUCCAAAUCAUUGAUGCUCAGGCUCUUACGACGAAUUCUCCAAUCUUCAAACUUCCCUUCAAUAACCUCUCUUCACGCUUCGGUUUGGGAAGUGAGGUUCUUCAUUUUGCUGCACGCAGAAUCAAUCUUCAGCUUCGACGCCAACGCUUCGUCAUCUAUUGUCGCGAAAUCGACGGUAUAGCAGGCGUGACAACUAGGACUGGUUUGGCUGUGCCUGAGAACCACUGCUGUUAUUCUUUUUGUAUGUUUGGAAAUGAGACAGGUCUUGGAAUGCAGCUUGUGGAAUUGGUUUCUAAUAGCAGCAUACUUGUUGGUCCUAAAUGGUUAUGCCAAUGUCUUCCAUCUAGAAGAGGAUUCUACCAACUGUUCCAGAAGAGUUUCCUACGCCGCGUUUGCACUUUAGAACUAGGAUCAAGAUCCUUAGCAGCUUGCUCUCUUUAUGGCAGUUUCAGCCCUUCUGAUUCAUAUUUCUCCGUGGCUACUAAUAGGAUUAUCCUCCUCACCAAUUUCAGUGCUUACAUCACUUGUGAAGCCCUCUCACUGGCUUAUAUUGAUAGAGAGUAUUCCCUUGCUCCUUUGAAUUCAGAUACUUUGACUCUUACCUUUAAACCUUUUGACAAGCAAAAAGGUGUUUUUGCUUUCGUCAAUGGCAUUCAAUUGAUUCCGAUUCCUGAAUUGUUUGACUCUGCUGCAUUGGUAGGGUAUGUUGAACAAAAAGUAGAAGUCAAAAGCAUGAGAUUGCAAACCAUGUUUAGAUUAAACGUUGGUGGGCAGUAUGUGUCUCCAGCCCAAGAUUCUGGCCUUUCUAGGAUGUGGUACGACGACACGCCUUACUUGUAUGGUGCAUCCACAGGUGUCACCAACAAAGCUACCAAGGAUGUUCAAAUCAACUACCAAACUAUGCCACAAUACAUUGCUCCUGAAACUGUCUACUCAACGUCAAGAUCAAUGGGAAAUGAUAAGAACGCGAACAUAGAAUACAAACUCACGUGGAUUUUCCAAGUUGAUCCAAAUUCCAUGUACCUCGUGAGGUUGCAUUUCUAUGAGUAUUAUUAUUCCAAGGUGAACGAGAUUGUUUUCAAUAUACUUAUCAACAACCAAACGGCAGAGCCUCAAGUUGAUGUUAUUGGGUGGACAGGAGGUAAAGGCGUGCCGACUUAUAAGGACUAUGUGAUACAUGUCCAAGACAGUGAUGUGGAUGAAAAACUUUGGCUUGCACUGCAGCCAACACCUGAGACAAAGCCAGAGUUCUAUGAUGCCAUACUCAAUGAGGUGGAGAUAUUCAAGCUCAAUGACACAGACUUGUCUGGCCCCAAUCCUCAGCCUUCAGACAUGCUCCUAGAAGACCAAGCAGAGGAAAGAGGUUUCCAAACACACGAAGGAUAUAACAGGAAAGUCGUCAUUGGUGGAGCCGCUGGUGGUGCUGCAGGUUUUGCUUUUAUGGCGGCAAUCUGCAUUACUGUCUUCAACAAGAAGAAGAGAGUUCUAGGGUCAUCCACAAACACAAGUUGGCUUCCCAUAUACGAAAACUCACACAUAAAUGCCAGUAAAUCCAUGUCUGGGAAGAGCAUUGCUAGUGCAAACCUCGCUGCCAUGGCUCAAGGUCUGUGUCGAUAUUUUUCCUUACAAGAGAUAAAGCAAGCAACCAAAAGUUUUGAUGAGUCCCUGGUUAUUGGGGUUUGGGUGAAUUGA
Molecule: messenger RNA, 1782 nt
Organism: Lathyrus oleraceus (garden pea)
Lineage: Eukaryota; Viridiplantae; Streptophyta; Magnoliopsida; Fabales; Fabaceae
Product: receptor-like protein kinase ANXUR2
Exons: 4
Coding region: 1-1782 (593 amino acids)
Biological process (GO): protein phosphorylation
Molecular function (GO): transmembrane receptor protein tyrosine kinase activity
Source: RefSeq, a predicted model, not a curated record